Messenger RNA from Kluyveromyces lactis, 1830 nucleotides. It is a transcript of the gene YKU80, whose product is annotated as ATP-dependent DNA helicase YKU80. NCBI's taxonomy places the organism in Eukaryota, Fungi, Ascomycota, Saccharomycetes, Saccharomycetales, Saccharomycetaceae. Gene Ontology annotation, molecular function: damaged DNA binding; double-stranded DNA binding; telomeric repeat DNA binding. The transcript has a single exon. Gene Ontology annotation, cellular component: nucleus; Ku70:Ku80 complex. The coding region runs from base 1 to 1830 and encodes 609 amino acids. Gene Ontology annotation, biological process: cellular response to X-ray; telomere maintenance; cellular response to gamma radiation. The record is from RefSeq and is a predicted model, not a curated record.
AUGUCCGAACUGACGUGUUUCGUUGUUGAUGUUGGUUCUCUUAGUGGUGACCAAUGGUUAAAGGCUUUUACAUAUGUGGAAUAUGUACUGUUGAACAAAGUUCAAUCUCAGAGAAAGACAGAUUACGUGCAAUUAAAUCUAGUUAAUGUGUCAUCCAGCGAUGAGUCGUUGCCCGUGAAUAAUAUGGCCAUGUUGCCCGUGUUACCACGGGCACCAAUCUCCAUCUCAGACGUUAGAAGUUGGUUGGGACAAUGGUACGAUGAGAGGAAUAACACUACUGGCAAUGGAGAGGAUGACGAUGACGAUAUGUUGUUCAAUGGGCUAUUGAUCAGCGUGUUAAAGUUGAAAGAGUUUGUUGGGAAACGUAAGAUGAAGGUUAAGAUUGUGGUGUUCAGUUCGCAGGACUUGCAAAAUGUGACAGAUGAGGAAUUGUCCACAUUCGCUGAUCAGUGUCCGUUUGAUCUCGUGAUAGCAGAUUGCAAUGACAAGCAAGGCCACCAGGAGUCUAAACAUGGCAAUUGGCUGAAAUUAGGUACUCCGUUGGUAUACGGUAUCGAUGAGCUUAUUCAGUCUGUUGCUGACCCGAAAUUGAAAUUGACUAGGCCCAUUAGGACGUUCCAGGGCCAGUUGAGGUUGGGUGACGUUAACGCAUCAGAUUUGGGAAUACCAUCGUUAUGUAUCAAUUUGGAAGGUGUACCAGGUACGAAAUCUGUGAGUUCUAUUUCCAGGAAGGUGAUGAGGAAAGAGGGUUCCUCAGAGGGGCAACCCACGUACCGUGCUGUUAAAUCAGUUAUCGAAUACCAAAUCGAAGAUCAGAGCGCGAGUACGAGUGCAUCCCCGAAGAAAGAAACUACCAGGAAGGACGAUGAUGGUGAUUCCGGUAAUAACACUGGACCCCGGAUGAUUAACGUCAGUAAAGAUUUUAUCAAGAAGGCGUACCGGUACGGUGCGGAUUACGUAGACUUACCGAUGCCAUUAGACGAGGAACGGAAACUCUCCGAGAAACCGGGACUUGACAUAAGAGGGUUUAUGGAUAUAGAUAAAUUGCCAAGACAUUACCUUUGUUCAGAGUCCAUGUACUUAGUUCCCGAUUCCAAGAACGGUUCUAAAGGUGAUUUCUUAGGAUUUGUCACGCUAGUAGAUUCUUUAAUCAAGAUGAAAAGGUUGAUCAUCGCUCGGUUUGUACCAAAAUUCGGUAACGAGGUACAGAUGUGCUCUCUUUUCCCCGUUAGAGUGCACGAUAAAGAUCGCAACGAGGUACGUUUACUCGUAUUAAAUCGUCUUCCAAUGAGUGAAGAUGAAAGAAACAGUGCGUUCCCCAAGAUGUGCGAAUCUACCGAGUUGGAGCCCGAAGAUGAGGCAAUGGGCCAAUUUGUCGACUCAAUGAAUCUGGAUAAUGAUGCACAGGACUUGCCAUGGUACGAGAGUGACCAGAUACAGAAGUAUACAGACGUGGCACUGGAGCAGUCCUCUUUGCCCCUACCACAACGUGAAAUGUUCCGAGCCACUGCAAGAAACCCAUCAGCAAUCCCAGCUAUCUCACUACAUAGACAGCAGCAAGUGAUCCUCGAGUGCGUUCAUCAGAAGUUCAUCGUUGGGAAACGGGAUCAACAGGACUUAAACAUCCCACCGAUGAGCAAGAUGAUUCUCAAGAAGAUUACUCCAAAAUACAACGCUGACGUUUCUCUGUCGAACAGGAUCAAGGAACAGUUCAACGUAGUAAAGAAAGAGGUGUCGGUACAAACACCAGUGAAUAUUGAACAAGAGUUUGAAGAACAAGACCCUGAAUUGCUCGAUUUGGACCUCUUAUUAGCGCGCGGUGCACGCUAG